This is a messenger RNA of Aplosporella prunicola CBS 121167, 999 nucleotides long. RefSeq lists its product as uncharacterized. The record is from RefSeq and is a predicted model, not a curated record. NCBI's taxonomy places the organism in Eukaryota, Fungi, Ascomycota, Dothideomycetes, Botryosphaeriales, Aplosporellaceae. The transcript has a single exon. Bases 373 to 897 code for a protein of 174 amino acids.
GCUCACGAUAUGAGGUGCUCGAUUGAUGACUCAACGGGUGUGCCUCUCAAAGACUUGAGAAACGACGCCAACCCAGGCGUGUUGACAACAGUAGGUGGACCCAUGGUGGUGUAAGCUGAGCUUCCGGCGGGCUAAGUUUAUGGCUCGGGAGCGGGCGAGUGCGCCGGAGAAGUUUUGGGAAUAUGACGCGCUUCUUUUGACCGACUGGUGCGGGGCACGAGGAACCGGGUGCACAGAACGCAGGCGAGAGCAGGAAUCCAACAGGCAACACCAGGCGCCAGUCAGUUCAAUCGAGCUUCAGACGCGUUGCGAGGCAAGGGUACUGGCAGGCGCGAGGAAUGUAAAGUCGUCAGACUACUCGUGGCUACGCAGAUGAAUCGCGACGCCUUUCUGCCAAUUUUCACCGCCAGUCGGCAACGUGCCAAUCAGAUGCCCGCCUUGGGCAUCGUCGGUGCAGACUGCAGACGGAUCGUGCGCUUUCCCACUGUCGUCAUGCGCGGUGUCGAGUGUCGAGGCGUACGCGGUGCUUCCGGUACGGGAAGAGGCGUGGGCUGGUGGGGGAUCUGGAUGAGUCAAGAGCACGGUCAAGAGUCGUCUGGAGCGGCUGUACGGCGAGGGCGUUUGGCGUUGCUGCCGGAUGCCGCUGGGACGAGAUUAUGGAACGCGUCAAGGGAGGCUAUGAGUAGAGGAAAAAACACCCUGACGAGUCGUCAUCACCCAGGUCGCGCCGCUCAUUCUAUCUACACUCCCCCAACCGAAAACAUUCAGCCCAUCUCAAUCACCCCACCUAAUCUCCUGUCCUUGCCCUUCGUACCUCCACCGACUCAGAUACGCCAAACUGGCGUUGAGCUCCGUAGUGCGGACAUUGUUGGAUCGGGGAUCUUUUGCUGGUGCUGAUUCCGUACUGUGAGGUCGAGGCUGGAGUUAUGAUCCAGUGACGAUUCCCCUGCCGUACGAAGUAAGAGAGGGGGUGAUGGGACGGAGGAUUGACACGCCGAU